Messenger RNA from Ceutorhynchus assimilis (cabbage seed weevil), 2399 nucleotides. Lineage: Eukaryota; Metazoa; Arthropoda; Insecta; Coleoptera; Curculionidae. The record is from the annotation of a GenBank genome assembly.
GCGACGCCCGCUGGUUUAUAGGCCAAUCAUAACGGGACGCUGCCGCAUCACCUGUGGGAUCACGCGCGACUUCCAGAGUUUUAGAAAUUUGUCUGGACUUUUUUUGUAAACAAACAAAACUUGGGUGAAGGAGUCUACUGGGUUCUGGGGGCGAUAAACAAAAAGUUCAACCCCUAAGCUCAAGCCAAUAGAGGUUUAUCCUAAAGUAAAACGCAGUACUAAUUCUGAAAUGGUGGUAUGGAUGGAGAAAAUCGGAUAAUACUCAACGUCGGCGGAAUUCGCUACGAAACCUACAAGGCCACGUUGAAGAAAAUUCCAGCCACGAGACUAUCCAGACUCACGGAAGCUUUGGCCAAUUACGAUCCGGUGCUGAACGAGUUCUUUUUCGACCGGCAUCCAGGAGUUUUCGCGCAGAUUUUAAAUUACUACAGGACUGGUAAAUUGCAUUAUCCCACCAACGUUUGUGGUCCGCUUUUCGAAGAAGAAUUGGAGUUUUGGGGCCUGGAUUCGAAUCAAGUGGAACCAUGUUGCUGGAGUACUUAUAGUGUACAUAGGGAUACACAGGCCACAUUAGCCAUUCUCGAUAAACUGGACAUAGACGCAGAACGUCCCAACGAUGAAGAAGUGGCAAGAAUGUUCGGGUACGAAGAAGCUUACCAUGCUGGUACCCUUUCCAGAUGGCAAAAAUUUAAACCCAAAGUCUGGGCACUAUUCGAUGAACCGUAUUCGUCAUCGUCCGCCAAGGUACCUCCGCUCAAUGUGCAACACCGAAAUAUAGUGGCCGGAGCGUCGGUAUUUUUUAUUUGUGUUUCCGUCUUCUCGUUUUGCCUGAAAACCCACCCGGGAAUGCGAGUUGAGUGCGAAAAUAUUAAGGAAGCGAAUUGCACCGAGCCGCAUCCGUAUUUCAUUACUGUGGAUCACUUUUGCAACGCGUGGUUCACUUUUGAACUAUCUGUACGACUCAUUGUUUCGCCGAACGUAAUCGAGUUUAUUAAAUCUCCAGUGAACAUAAUAGAUUUCGCUGCAACGCUGAGUUUUUAUAUCGACAUGAUUUUGAUAUUCGAAAAGAAAUCCCAGUUAUUGGAUUUUUUCAGUAUUAUUAGGAUAUUCAGGCUGUUCAAACUCACCAGGCAUUCGCCAGGAUUGAAAAUACUCAUUCACACAUUCAAGGCGUCCGCAAAGGAAUUGGCCCUCCUAGUAUUUUUCCUUGUUUUGGGAAUCGUUGUCUUUGCCAGUCUUGUGUAUUAUGCUGAGAAGCUACAGGACAACAAAGAUAAUAGUUUCAAAAGUAUACCAGAAGGUCUUUGGUGGGCCAUAGUGACAAUGACCACCGUAGGUUACGGUGACAUGGCUCCGAAAACGUAUGCGGGAAUGUUUGUCGGAGCUUUGUGUGCCCUAGCAGGAGUGCUCACUAUUGCUCUACCAGUUCCAGUGAUUGUUUCCAAUUUUUCGAUGUUCUAUUCUCAUACCCAGGCCAGAGCGAAAUUGCCAAAAAGAAGACGAAGAGUGCUGCCAGUGGAACAACCAAGAAGAAAGAAGCCUGAACCUAUUGGUAAUAGGAGAGUGAAUGCUAUCAAACAUCAUCAUCCUGCUAUAAUAAAAGAUGCGUUUGGAACAUCAAAGAUAGGUAAUGCCAAUGGUAUUCCUGUAAUAAAUCUUGCACUUGAAGGACCCUCUAUUCCAAGUAUAGCUGUUCUACCCCAUAACGGACCAUUCAAUUUGCAAACUCCACAAGGAUUACCUGCUCUUCCCUCAACCACUCCGCCCAGUUUAGCUGUGACACCAUUGCAAGCCAGAUCUUCCACAAGUGGUAGCGUAGAAACAUUACCAUUGCAGCCAAAAUAUUUACCAGGUUUCUAUAGAGAAACAGCUUCAGAACCCAGAGAAGUGAACUCAGUUUCGCCCAACCAAGAGCGUCGGAGCAGUUCUGCAAGGAAACCGUCAUUUUCCAUCUCCAGCCGCAUAUAUCCCGCAGAUGGGGCCAAAGAAAACGAAUUCAAUUUAGCAAGCGUGUCAGCUUUGGCAAUUGGAACCUCCACAGAAGUCUUAGUCAGUAUUGUUGAAAACCAAACUGGAUUACGAAAAAAUUCAUUUCUUUCUGUCAAUUCAAUAAGCAGUGACGCUAGAUCACCUUCACCACUAAAAGAAGACGAAGAGCUCAACUUUUUCAAAUCCCCAAGCACGGAAAUGACCACAACUUUUCAGUCUCCAGACGAAAUCGAGCACAUGAUCACCGAGGAAUCGUUCAUUAUAAAUGAGCGUAGCGUGCCGGAAAAUAACAAUUCAGAUUGUGGAAUGACCAAAAAAUGUAAAACCCUAAGUCAAAACAGUAUUGUCGUUUGAAUGUAAUUUAUUUUAAUAAAUGAUGUUUUGUAAAUAAAAGCGAUUCUGAUGAUUUA